UCUGGGGUGACCAGUAAACGUUCUCAAGUGAUCUGAAGACUACCAGUACAGGUAUUAUCCCGAUAGACUCAUCCUCAUAAUGAAGCUGACAUUGGUAAUCUUUGCCGUCUGUGUUUCUGUCGCCCUCACAGCGACCGUCGACGAAGAACCGGAUAGAGAAUGUGCAUGUUCAAUGGACUUCAAACCUGUAUGUGGUACAGACCGCAUAACUUAUGGAAACGAUUGCAUGAGAAAUUGUAAGAACAAUAUCCAUCUGCUUCACGAAGGAGAGUGUGAAGAAGAAGACGAAUGUGUUUGUAACCAAGACUACCGGCCUGUUUGUGGCGAUGACGAUGUUACCUACUCCAACGACUGCAGUAGAGAAUGCGCGGGAGUUAACAAUGUUCACGAAGGAUCCUGCGAUUCCAAAUAAGAGGACCUCUCUCACGAAGAAAGCCCGACUCCCGCAUGGUCAACACAACGAAAUAUCAAGCGUAUUGGUACAUUGCUUUACUCUGCCUGAUUAUUGGCGGCUGUAUACGCAUACGAAUUAAAUCAAUUAUGAAAUCAUGUGUAUAAUAUAAUUUGCAAGGAUUUAUUUAUUAAAGUUAAGAAUGAUUGAAACAAA
This is a messenger RNA of Mizuhopecten yessoensis (Yesso scallop), 607 nucleotides long. Its product is annotated as thrombin inhibitor rhodniin-like. Gene Ontology annotation, molecular function: protein binding. The transcript is spliced from 4 exons. Lineage: Eukaryota; Metazoa; Mollusca; Bivalvia; Pectinida; Pectinidae. The record is from RefSeq and is a predicted model, not a curated record. The coding region runs from base 80 to 412 and encodes 110 amino acids.